UUGUACCUCUUUAUCACCCCCUUCGUCUCUAGUUUGUUUCUUCUUUACUGCACUUCUUCAAGCAGUAAUCUUGUUGCUACAGUGAAACAUACUUCCAUUGGUCUCCUCCUCUUACUUCAAUUCCACUCAGAGCUUGGUUUCAAGACUGGGAAAGUAAAUUUGGCAGGGCAUUCCAAUUUAGGCGAAUGGCUCCGCGCGCAGUGGUUACAGACGUACACUAUACUGUUGUUGAUAUAAAAAGACAGCGAGUUAGGUGCAAUUACUGUGGGAAGGAGAUAGCUGGUCGUCCUCGUCUUAAGGAACACUUGGGAGGAAUAGGUAUAGAUGUAUUACAUUGUCUCAAAGUUCCAGAGGAUGUGAAGGUACAAAUGAAAAAGGACGUAAUGGAAAGAAGGAACACCAAAUUUCUUAAAUCUCUCGAAUCGCGUGGUCUACCGAAGACGAAGUACGGGUCCAACGACGACUCCCAUAAGCAAAAAGGCAACCAUGUUUCCAGUCAACCCAGUUUGUCAAGGAAGAGAAACCAGUGCACUAUAAUUGAGUCUGGAUUAAAAAAGAAAGAUGAGAUGGCACGGAGUUUGAUUAACCCCGAACAAUCAAAUGCACUCAGCACAAGGAAGAUUGAAAAAGAAGCUGAAGAUAACUCAUCCAAGCAAAUCCAAAGGUGUAUUGGCAGAUUCUUUUUCGAAAAGGGUAUAGACUUUAGUGCUGCAAACUCCCCUACAUUCCAGAAAAUGAUACGUGCUUUUGUUGGACGUGGAUCCGCGGUGUAUAAGGUGCCUAACUGUAAUGACCUCAAGGGGUGGAUUCUGCAAGAAGAACUGAGAGCAGUGCAAGAGUAUGUGCGAGAAGUUGUGCAUUCAUGGGGAAGCACUGGAUGUAGUAUAUUGCUGGAUGGGUGGAUGGAUGGGAAAGGGAGAAAUUUCAUUCAUUUUGUGGUUGAUAGCCCACGGGGUCCCAUAUUUAUGAAGUCUGCUGACGUGUCAGAUAUUAUAGGAGAUGUGGUAGCCAUGAUCACAUUGUUAAGUGGAGUUAUUGAGGAGGUCGGGGUACAGAAUGUUGUUCAAAUAAUCUCAUAUACUACUCUUGGUUCACUGAACGCAGUGGGCAAAAGGUUGACGGAAAAAUACAGGACUAUAUCUUGGACUGUUUGUGCCGCUCAAUGCAUAGGCCUCAUCUUGGAGAAUAUAGGAAUGCUGGAUCCUUGGAGAGGUGUACUUGAUAUGGCAAAGGAUAUUACAAAGUUCAUUUACACUCAUGAGACAGUUUUGAAGCUUAUGAAGAAACAUACUUCUGGGGUGGAGCUAGUCAGUUGUAGGAGGAUUAGGUCACUGACGCCGUUUCUAAUACUGGAGAGGAUUGAGUCUCAAAAGAAUAAUUUGAAGAUCAUGUUUAGUUCGUUAGAAUGGAAGAGCUCAGCCCUAGCUUCAACAGCUGAUGGAACGCAUGUGACUGAUUUAGUCACUGGAGUGUCGUCUUUCUGGACUGAAGCCCAGAUGCUUUUGAAGGGAAGUCUUCCACUCAUACGUGCUCUGCAUCUAAUUAGUGGAGGAGAUAGUAAACCCCAGUUGGGAUACAUAUAUGCAAGAAUGGACCAAGUAAAGGAGGCCAUAAAAGAGAAUUAUAAAGACCAGAAAAUCAAAUAUCAGCCUUUCUGGACAGUAUUUGAUGGGAUCUGGAAUAACCAACUCCGUAGCCCUAUCCAUUCUGCUGCCUUCUUUUUAAAUCCGAGUCUCUUUUACUCUAAAGAUUUCAAUGAAGAUGAUGAGAUGAAGGACGGGCUUACAGACUGCAUCGAGCGAAUGGUAGAGGAUAAACGUGCUCGAUAUUUAAUAUUAUUACAGUUGGAUGAGUAUAUAGUGUCUCGUGGUUCUUUUGGCAGCGGAGAUGCUAUUGAUCAAAGAACGAUGCUUUCUCCAGAGAAGUGGUGGUACUUGUAUGGAGGUGAAUGCCCUGAACUGCAAAAUUUUGCUAUAAGAAUUUUAAGUCAGACGUGUACUGGUGCCUUAAGAUAUGGUCUGAGAAGGAGUCUAUCUGAGCAACUACAUAUGAAUGGAAGGAACUGUACAGAGCAAAAACAGUUGACAGACCUCACAUUUGUACAUCAUAAUCUUCGGUUGCAAAAUCCUGUAUCUAUUUCAAGCACAGAUUACAGAGGUAUAUUUCUUGAAGAGAUGGAUCCAAUGGAUGAACGGGUUGGAGGAGACGAGAAAGAGUCAACAGGAAUGGAAUUUCAAAAAAUGUAUCUAAGGAGUCACUUCAGGGGAUGCCACUCCUUGGCCUACCUUGUUCUAUUUUCAGCUUGUGCUUCAAUGGGCAUCAAGAUGUUUCGUGGUAUUCGAAAGGUUUUGCAGGAGUUGAUGCUAUCUGCCUUGCUUUGGACAUCGUGGAAGGAGAGAGAAAUGAUCUAAUUUACUUGAGGAAGUCUGCUACAUCGGAAGUGUUAUCUCGAAGGGUUAAGUCGUUAGCGCUCCAGUGGCUUAAGGUUUAUCAUCCUGAGGUAAUUGUGUGAUUUUCUGUACAGUUGGAAUUCCCUUUACGGACUGGGAUCCUCGUUAAAUGCUUGUUUACUUUUCGAUGUCCGGCUUCCUAACUACCUGCGCCUAGCUACUAUGUACAGUGUAUCCAUUAGUACUUCAUAUGACAAACAAGACUACGAGUCUAAAAGGGAAAAACAUGGGGCUCCGGCUCACUCUCUCUUGCCAUCCGAGUACUUCUGAUUUCAUCCGUUCCCUCGUCGUAUUUGCGGAUGACUCCGCUGCAUUAGGGAAUUUCCUUGCAUUAGGUAUUACCCGGCAUAACCCAUUAUAGAAUGCAUUUGCAAGGGCUGGUGAUAUUUCACACUGAAUUUUUUUUUGUGAAUAAACUGAUGUUGGAUUUAUUUUUUAAUUUAUUUUUUGAAAAACAUUAUGGAAAUGAAACUCAAAGAACAGAA
This is a messenger RNA of Papaver somniferum (opium poppy), 2935 nucleotides long. RefSeq lists its product as uncharacterized. The record is from RefSeq and is a predicted model, not a curated record. The coding region runs from base 186 to 2411 and encodes 741 amino acids. Gene Ontology annotation, molecular function: protein dimerization activity. Lineage: Eukaryota; Viridiplantae; Streptophyta; Magnoliopsida; Ranunculales; Papaveraceae. The transcript is spliced from 4 exons.